GCUUCAAGUUCAGACCCUCUUCAAGCUUGCAUCUUCAUCUGCAAAACAAAAGUUCUCUUCUGUGGAAUCAUAAAUCAUCUGCAACCAUGAGUUCGGAUGCUGAAAUGGCCGUCUUUGGGGAGGCCGCUCCUUAUCUCAGAAAGUCUGAAAAGGAAAGGAUUGAGGCCCAGAACAAGCCUUUUGAUGCUAAGUCAUCUGUCUUUGUGGUGGAUGCUAAAGAAUCAUUUGUAAAGGCUGUAGUUCAGAGUCGGGAAACUGGAAAGGUGACAGUGAAGACAGAAGGAGGAACGACUGUAACUGUUAAAGAUGAUCAAAUCUAUCCUAUGAACCCUCCCAAAUAUGACAAGAUUGAGGACAUGGCCAUGAUGACUCAUUUGCAUGAACCAGCCGUCCUGUAUAACCUCAAAGAGCGUUAUGCAGCCUGGAUGAUCUAUACCUAUUCAGGCCUCUUCUGUGUCACUGUCAACCCCUAUAAGUGGCUGCCAGUGUAUAAUGCAGAGGUGGUAACUGCCUACAGGGGCAAAAAGCGACAGGAGGCUCCUCCCCACAUAUUUUCCAUCUCUGACAAUGCCUAUCAAUUCAUGCUAACUGAUAGGGAGAAUCAGUCUAUCUUAAUCACGUAAGUAUUUUUAUGCUAAUACUACUGAGGCAUUUUAGCAGUUAGGAAAACAAGACAAGAAAAGUAGAAAAUUUCUUCAGUCAUUUAGCAAAGCAGAAGCAAAAUCAAAGCAGGUCUACACAGCACUUUUUGUUUUCAUCUAAGUUUUAGAUUCAUCUAAAUAUAGAAUUAUGAUCAGAGGGGGCCUGGAGAGAUUGUGUGUG
Molecule: messenger RNA, 822 nt
Organism: Gracilinanus agilis (Agile Gracile Mouse Opossum)
Lineage: Eukaryota; Metazoa; Chordata; Mammalia; Didelphimorphia; Didelphidae
Product: myosin-1-like
Exons: 6
Coding region: 87-623 (178 amino acids)
Cellular component (GO): myosin complex
Molecular function (GO): cytoskeletal motor activity; actin filament binding; ATP binding
Source: RefSeq, a predicted model, not a curated record